AUGCUGUCUCAGUUUAUCCACUCGCAAGUCGCAGAAAUCAGAGAGCAACCCUCAUACUACAACUUUCAACGCAACCGCGUGAUGCAGCCUGCAGUAGACCUAGUUCCCUCCCUGUCUGUUACUAUCUAUCUAUCUAUCUAUCUAUCUAUCUAUCUAUCUAUCUAUCUAUCUAUCUACGUGUGUCAGUAUCUAUCCCGGUCUUUUCAUAUCUAUCUAUCUAUCUAUCUAUCUAUCUAUCUAUCUAUCUAUCUAUCUAUCUAUUUCCGUGUGUCAGUAUCUAUCCAGGUCUUUUCAUAUCUAUCUAUCUAUCUAUCUAUCUAUCUAUCUAUCUAUCUAUCUAUCUAUCUAUCUCCGUGUGUCAGUAUCUAUCCCGGUCUUUUCAUAUCUAUAUAUCUAUCUACAUCAGUUGGUUUCGUUAUCUAUCUAUCUAUCUAUCUAUCUGUCUAUCGAUCUAUCUAUCUAUCUAUCUAUCUAUCUAUCUAUCUAUCUACUUCAAUUGGUUUCGUUAUCUAUCUAUCUAUCUAUCUAUCUAUCUAUCUAUCUAUCUAUCUAUCUAAUCGCAAUUUUCUCACUCUCUCUCUUCAUCUCUCUCUCUCUAUCUAUCUUCCAUCCUUACAUAUUUGUUAUUUUUCUUACUUUUUUUCUUUUCCCUUUUUGUGA
This is a messenger RNA of Acanthosepion pharaonis, 660 nucleotides long. NCBI's taxonomy places the organism in Eukaryota, Metazoa, Mollusca, Cephalopoda, Sepiida, Sepiidae. The record is from the annotation of a GenBank genome assembly.